UUCUCGCGCUCCAGGCUUGAUUCCCUCAUCCAUUCAGGCAACUACACCAUGUGAGGCAGCGCCUCGAUCUCCUUCUCCGGCCGCGACUGCUAGCAUGCCUCCCAUGCUAUUCUCUCCCGACGCAAUGGCGGGUCGCAUCCCAGGUGAGUCCGGCGACUUGGAUCGCCCGAUUUCGCGAGUGGCAACUCCCGUCUGCUCCGAGGAUGGACCUUCCCAGGAAAACAACCAUGGCACCAUGCCUGCGGAGCUACCCAAGGUGUCCUUUGAGGAGUUGGCCGUUCGUUAUCGUCAAAACCAGCACAAACAAAUUAGUCGGAAGAGAUUGGAACACCGCCUCCAUGCCCUCAAGGUUUCAAUGGGUGUUUCGGCGCGCUUCGUCCGCGUCGGGUCGGUCGUCCAGCGAGGCUUGGUCGACCGGCUCAAACACGACGACAAGGCCAGUUUCAUUGCUCUUUAUCAUACCCUCGGUGACCUGCAGGAAUCAUGCGAUUCUGCUUUUCGGCGCCACUUUCACCGGCAGGAUCCGUUGGAAGAAUGGUCGCCCAUCCGUGAGUCCGCCGUGGACCCUUCUCCGGACUUUUUCCUUCAGUUGAGUCCCCAAUCUCGGACCGAUCUAUUGGAUAUCAUGCACCUGGUCCGUUCCGACCCUCAAUUUAUACUGGAAAGGCUAAGGUCCUUGACUCCGACCCAACUGGCCGCCUUGAUGUCAUCACCGGGCCCCUCUGGGGAGCCCGGUGAUAUGUCAUUCCCUACAACGUCCCGUUCCCGGACCCAUACAUCGUUUUCGAAGCGCUCCUCCGCUUCUGCCCUUCCUUUCAAAGAUCGAGCCUUGAAUUUCGAGCGAACGGAUGCCUUGUCUACUCUGCUGUUCAACGUUUAUGCGUCCCCAUUGGAUUCAGAUGCUCCUGAGGCACAGCUCCGUUUGGAUGUUUGGUCUUCCGUCUGCGCAAAACUCAUAGCCGAUGGCGGUAAUAAGUACGAUCCCCUUCUUGGCCACAUCCUGGGUUCCUGGGCCACAAGCAGUGAAUGGAAGGCGAAGCCCAAAUUUGAGCUCUAUCUCAUGGAUGUCCUACAAACGGGCUCAUUUCUCCUGGAGCCUGUAGAAGCCCCUCCCGGCAUGAGCUUUGGUGCGGAGCCUCCAGACCCCUUGAGGACAGAGGUGGCCGAGGAAUUCUUCGCUUCGGCAGUGGAUGACUUGUUCCAGCUUCUGGACGACCCAGAUGGAGGGUUUCCUCAUGCGGUGAUGCAACUAAGCAAUGCUAUCUUGCAGAAACUUGAACGCCAGGACAGUCGUGCCCGAUUUCUCGAGUUCUUGUUUGUUCAGUGGCUCUUUUCCAAGUUUCUCUAUGGUGCACUGACCUACCCUGAGGCCCAUGGUCUCUUGCUUGAUUUCCACAUUAGGAAUGACGCUCGAGAGAAACUUCUAGGACAAGUUGGAUUCCGUGCCUAUGCGCAAGUCUACGCUGUUCUUCAUUCAAUGAACCAUUAUUCUAUGCCUCGUCCCGCAGUCAGACGACACCUUGAGAACAUGCUCUGCCGGUUUAGCAACGCAAAUACUGAGAAGAGCACUGGCGUUAAAACCUUUUCAUGCACGAAGUCUACCACUGGACAGGAAUCACCGACUGCAUUCCUCAUGCUCUCUGCUACCGAUGUCCUCACCCUGCUGAAUGCUCUCUUCCCUAGGACGCUUGCUUCUACGUGCAGCUCUCCACUUUCAUCCUCGGGAAUGCCUUCAUCCCCUGUCGGUUCUCUGGCCGCUCGAUCGGAUCGCUCUAUAGCAUCCAUCAUUGAGCCGGGAUUUUUCAGGCCUACUACUGAUAGCAUCCCUAUUCGUGUGCCCCAGGACCGGAGUAUCUUUGCCACCGAAAUGGCUUUCUUAUCACUACCGGAGAAUUGCAUGAGCCGCAAUGCUGACAGGAUCCGUUUCGAACUGUCAGAUUUGAGUGAGCCCGACGGCCGCGCCACCUUGGAGCCACCCGCAGCUGAGGAAUGGACAAUUUUCUCCAUGACAAAAAACGGGGGACGCUUGACCUGGGGUCUUUUCCCUGAUGAUGGCCAAUCCAGCUUUCCAGAAAAUGCCUCGGUGGAUGAUGUCCAGUCCACCACCCUGGGAAUGGAAGAUAACUUUGAAGCUCUCCAAACGGCCAUCGUGAAGCUGAUUGAGGAUCACCCCGCUGAUGAUAGUGUGGAGUAUGGCUUAUUAGAUCUUCAUGACUCUCCCCAGGGAGCCAUCCCGUCUCUCAAACACAGGUUCGAUAUGGCUAUGAAGCAUUGCCACCAUGACUCCGAUUUCAUCGGUGCCCACUACUGGUGGAAUGCCGGCCGACAACUUCUUCGCAGCGUUGCGAACUCUCCAUCCCGGUUAGCGGACGAUUCUUGGAUUCUCGAACCGAUGCGCGCUUCUUGCGUCCGCUCGCUUGCCACCUCACGGGCGGUUAUUGAUCGAUGCGAAACCGACUUUGUUGCCCUCAACAGGCACAUGCAGCGGAUGCAGAGAGCAGUAAAGGAGACGAUGGCCACUGUGGCGAAGCUCCGAGACAAGAUGUGGUACAUAACUGACGUAAAGAACUCGAUGAGGUAUGAAGAUGCCAAAAAUGUUGCCCUGGCGCUGAAGACCAUGGCCCGUUCUGCGAACCCAACACCAAACGAAGGCCGGUCCCGCAGUAGUAUGAGACCGUUCGGCAGCUCUCUUCUCCAAAAACCGGAGCUACAAGUCAUGAAUAUCAUGAAGGCACCGAGCAGCCAGGGUCCCAACAAACUGUCGGAUGAACAGGUAGACCUGAUCCGCAAAUGGCUCUCCCACAACAACAUCGAUAAUUUCUGCAAAGGUGAGGAGCGAAUUCACCGGUUCUGCUAUGAGGUCAAGACAAGUAUCAAUCGGCUGGUUGGUGAAACCAUGGCCGAAACCCCGGUACUGUGGGCGAGCGAAUUGUACCACAAAGAGCGGGCAAUGUACGAGGGCUCCAGCAACCGGAAUUUCCUGAGCCUCUCCUCGAGUUUACGACCGUUCAACGUCUCAAGCGAAGACACCGCAUAUUCAUCUCAGGUCCAUGGAAACAAUAUCCGCCCACCAAACACCGCUUCCAAGUUCUCGCAGGACCUGCCCCCGCUGAACCCCAAAUCCUCUUUUCAAAGUCUGAUCUCUGAUAAGUGGAGAGGUCCUCGAGAACCCUCUAUUGCGGAUGUAUCCUCAAUCGGCGGCUCACCGGGAAGAGCUGCUUCCACUACUACGGGCGAUUCGUACAGCACAUUUUGGUCGACGCCACAUCAAUCCGCACAUUAUGCCCCCAGUGCCUCGAGCCUCUAUUCUCGACCGCCUUCAAUGUUUAGCGACAACGGUGCUCAGCCGCCACGUCGCAAUGAUCGCAAGGCACAUAGCAAAACGGCUUUCUUGGAUGACCUGAAACAGACCCUGACGAGCUUGCUUCUAAGUGACCUUGGCUCCCCGGUGUGGAGUUGUGGUAGCGAGACUGAUGCUUGGUUCGGAGGUAAGCUAACGGACAGGCGAAUUCAGAUACAGAUGAGGAAGCGAGCUCGCAUUCAGCAAUUCUACGCCGAGAGUGACGAGCGAUUAGUCCAACAUGCCCUCCAUCGUACACUAUCAAACCGUCGGCGAAGCAGAUCUCUGGAGUCAUCAGAUCGGACAACGCUUGAAGAUGCCGAAACCCCGUCCCCAUCUACCAACGGGAAUUCUGUGGAGCCAGAUGACACGCAGCGAUUCUCCUACGGCUCUGUCUUCCAGCGCCUGCUUGAUGUCUUUUCACGGCACGGGAACCCUUGCGUUAAGCUAAAGGCCCUGCGGGAUCUGCGGGCACUGGUCGUUGCAUCCUUGAACUCCGAUAAUGAUGAUAUGUGCAACUUCAAUGCAACUAGACCCCCUUGCCCGCGAGGUCGUACUCCGGGAUCCCAUGCCAAAAGAAGCGCCCGUCAUAGCUUUUCGGAGUCUCAGGCCAAACGGAGCCACGGCCAGAAUAUCUCCCAUACUCCAACAUCGCCUGCCGCUGAAUCUGUCAUCUUUGAUUCCCGACCUUCAGACUACGGGGCACCCACUGAGAACCAGAUUGUGGAUGCACUGCGUAGUCUCCUCCUCGAGGCGAGACCAAAGACCCUCUUCCGUGAUCUGCAGUUUAUCUCGGCAUUUGUUCCUGGGGAGACCCUGAACAAGUCCGACAGCGGGACUGCCUUCUUGCAGUUUGGCUUGGCAGCUUUGAGCCUGAAAGAUGAGGUCUGCAAUAGCAUGGUCGAGAUUGCCGAUCACAUUGUAUCUCAAGAGUUCAGCCGGCGCCAUCUGCCUGGGCCCGACCAAGCUCCCCGGCCAGGGCAUACUCUCUUAGAUGCUGCGAAAAUGUGGAUCAUCACGGCCAAGGAAGGCAAUCCCGUUGCCCAGCGGGAGCUGGCCAUUCUAUAUCUCACUCAUCCCGAACUUCUCCCGCCUGUGACGCUCCCACUCACUCUGAUGCGAGACACAUUCAAGGCGGAGAUGAUGUAUCGUCGCGAUAAGGACUCCAAGUCCGACCCGCAGAGCAUGUGUCUGGCACUGCACUGGAUGCAGUUGUCGGCCAACGGCGGCGACGAACUGGCACGAAACCGGCUUCGUGAGCGGGAGGAGUUCGAAUCCAUUGCAUAAUCUUCAGUCCUUUUUCACUUUUCCUUCUUAUUUUCUUUCGAUUCUUUCCAUUCCUUGCGAGCCCGUGCUUGUGAUCAUCCUUAAGACCUAUAUUCUUUUCGCAUCUCUUAUG
This is a messenger RNA of Aspergillus sclerotioniger CBS 115572, 4739 nucleotides long. RefSeq lists its product as uncharacterized. The transcript has 3 exons. NCBI's taxonomy places the organism in Eukaryota, Fungi, Ascomycota, Eurotiomycetes, Eurotiales, Aspergillaceae. The record is from RefSeq and is a predicted model, not a curated record. Bases 95 to 4627 code for a protein of 1510 amino acids.